CCGAACGUCACUCAGGGCACGCGCGACCCCUCUGCGGACCUAGCAUCAGCCUUAUACUCUAAUACAGUCACUUCAGCCGGAAUAUUCAACUGGAGCAAGAAUGACCGACCGAGAAGAAACAGAAGACAGACAGACAGACAGAGCGGAGUUUUCCUCGGAACAGAGAUGCAGACGCCGGUGUCUGAUGCAGCUCACGGACACUUGGUCUCGCGAGGUUCCAAGUUUCGCGUUCUUGUUGGAGUCACCGGCAGUGUCGCGGCCCUGAAACUGCCCUUGCUCGUGUCCCGCCUCCUGGAGCUGCCCGAGGUGGAGGUCCAAGUGGUCACCACUACUCAUGCUAUGCACUUUUACAGACCUGAAGACAUUUCUGUGAGAGUCUACAGUGACAAGGAUGAAUGGGAGAUGUGGACGCAGCGCUCCGAUCCUGUGCUACACGUGGAGCUGAGGCGCUGGGCCCACCUGUUUCUUAUUGCACCCCUAGAUGCCAACACUCUGGCCAAGAUUGCCAACGGGAUCUGUGAUAACCUCCUGACCUGUGUGGUGCGAGCCUGGAACCUGGACCGGCCAUUACUGUUCUGUCCUGCCAUGAACACAGCCAUGUGGCAGCACCCUAUUACUGCCACACAGAUUGCUGUGCUCAAGGGCUUUGGAUACAUUGAGGUGCCAUGUAUCAUCAAGAAGCUUGUGUGUGGGGAUGAAGGUAAAGGAGCCAUGGCAGAAGUUUCCACGAUUGUAGACUUUGUCAAGGAGUACCUUCAAAGGUCAACUGUCAAGGAAUAAAAGUAGAAAUUGAAACUGUUUGUUCAAUAGCUCUUCCAUGUUUGAUCUCACUAAGAUCUCAAAGAUCUGAUUUUAGACCUCCUGCACAAUAGCAACACAUUGGACCAAGAACAAGUUCUCUGCCCUCAGCUAAACAUAGGUAAGACUUGGAAGGUGCUUGUAACUGGUAACACUGCUUUAGAAUGGUGCAGUUCCUAACCAUUAAUCCCCAGUUUUGUCAGUGGAAU
Scleropages formosus (Asian bonytongue) is the source of this 1007-nucleotide messenger RNA. It is a transcript of the gene ppcdc, whose product is annotated as phosphopantothenoylcysteine decarboxylase. The transcript has 7 exons. Gene Ontology annotation, biological process: coenzyme A biosynthetic process. The coding region runs from base 166 to 780 and encodes 204 amino acids. Gene Ontology annotation, cellular component: phosphopantothenoylcysteine decarboxylase complex. Gene Ontology annotation, molecular function: FMN binding; phosphopantothenoylcysteine decarboxylase activity. Lineage: Eukaryota; Metazoa; Chordata; Actinopteri; Osteoglossiformes; Osteoglossidae. The record is from RefSeq and is a predicted model, not a curated record.